UCUUUCGCUCAGUGCUAGCUCUUCUUGUCCUUUCCUUGCCUUUAGCUUAACCCAAAACAAGUUCCUUCCGAACAUUGCUCACCCCACGUUUACACUCCCCAAAGUUUUCUCUCCUUUUCUCAAUUUCACCCCGCCUCUCUUUCCCCACCUCAAAUGGGUUGAACCCUCCUCCGCUUUCGCUGUCUUUCAUGGAGUGGGAUAGUAAUUCCGAUCACAGUGAGGAUGAGGAUGAGGAGGAGUUCAUAUUUAAUGACGACGAAGAAGAUGAGCCCGCUAGGCCCCUCCCUUUUCCCGUGGACAGUUUGUUUCAAACGGCGCCGUGUGGGAUCGUCGUUACUGAUGCGCUUGAGCCUGACCACCCCAUUAUUUAUGUCAAUUCCGUGUUUGAGACCGUUACUGGGUAUCGUGCCGAAGAGGUUCUUGAUCGAAAUUGCCGUUUCUUGCAAUGCAGAGGUCCAUUUGCUAAGAGAAGACAUCCAUUAGUUGAUUCAACAGUUGUUUCAGAAAUUAGGAGAUGCCUUGAGGAGGGUAUUGAAUUCCAAGGUGAAUUGCUGAACUUUCGGAAAGAUGGAUCUCCACUGAUGAACAGAUUGCGGCUGACUCCUAUAUAUGAAGAUGAUGACACAAUAACUCAUGUUAUUGGAAUCCAGUUCUUUACAGAAGCAAAUGUUGAUUUGGGUCCAGUGCCUGGAUAUUCACUGAAGGAGUCUGGAAAAGCAUCUGACCGGUUCCGUUCUGCUUUUUCCAAUUUGCAUCCUGAACCAGUGGGAGACAGAAAUGUUUCUCGUGGAGUUUGUGGGAUACUGCAGUUGAGCGAUGAGGUGCUGUGUCUUAAGAUAUUAUCGUGGUUGACUCCUAGAGAUAUUGCAUCAGUUGGUUCUGUCUGUAGGCGACUUUAUGAGCUGACGAAAAAUGAGGACCUUUGGAGAAUGGUCUGCCAGAAUGCCUGGGGCAGUGAAACAACUCGUGUUUUAGAGACUGUGCCUGGUGCAAAGAGACUGGGCUGGGGUCGCCUGGCUAGGGAGUUAACAACUCUUGAAGCUGCAGCAUGGAGGAAGCUAACAGUUGGAGGUGCUGUUGAACCAUCUCGGUGCAACUUUAGCGCCUGUGCAGUUGGGAAUCGGGUGGUUCUUUUUGGUGGAGAAGGGGUUAAUAUGCAACCAAUGAAUGACACCUUUGUAUUGGACCUGAAUUCUAGUAAACCGGAAUGGCAGCAUGUCCAAGUGAGCUCUCCUCCUCCUGGUCGUUGGGGUCAUACUCUUUCAUGUGUAAAUGGGUCUAAUUUGGUAGUAUUUGGUGGCUGUGGUAGGCAAGGCUUACUCAACGAUGUUUUUGUUUUGGAUUUGGAUGCCAAGCCUCCCACCUGGCGUGAAAUCUCCGGAUUGGCUCCGCCUCUUCCAAGAUCAUGGCACAGCUCCUGCACUCUUGAUGGUACCAAAUUGAUAGUUUCUGGUGGUUGUGCAGACUCUGGAGUACUUUUAAGUGACACAUUUCUUCUUGAUCUGUCAAUGGAGAAACCUGUUUGGAGAGAGAUACCUGCAGCCUGGACUCCCCCUUCUCGGUUGGGCCAUACAUUAUCAGUUUAUGGUGGCAGGAAAAUAUUGAUGUUUGGGGGUUUAGCUAAGAGUGGUCAUCUGCGUUUUCGUUCUAGCGAUGUCUUCACAAUGGAUCUUAGUGAGGAGGAACCUUGUUGGAGAUCUGUAACUGGAAGUGGAAUGCCUGGUGCUGGAAACCCAGGCGGAGUAGCUCCUCCUCCUAGACUUGACCAUGUGGCUGUGAGCCUCCCGGGUGGGAGAGUUCUUAUCUUCGGUGGAUCAGUAGCUGGUCUUCACUCUGCGACCCAGAUUUAUCUUCUGGACCCUACUGAUGAAAAGCCUACAUGGAGAGUACUGAAUGUACCCGGACGACCUCCAAGAUUUGCAUGGGGACACAGUACAUGUGUAGUAGGUGGCACAAGAGCUAUAGCCCUAGGUGGCCAAACAGGAGAAGAGUGGAUGUUAAGUGAGCUCCAUGAGCUAUCAUUAGUGAGUUCUUCCAUCAUCUGAGAUUAUACCAACAAAAGAAAUCGAACAGCUGCUGCUAAGGAAUGACAGACUCAUGAACCACAAACUAUCAUAGCCGUGACACAAGUGGAGGUCGAACUUGAACACCACACCAUGACGGUCAGUUACUGAAAAUUUAUUGACAGAGCGACUUUUGUAAUGGAUAUCUUGUGCAAGGUUUUUUUGGGUGGGAGAUGAAAACACUUAUUCCACGAGUGAAUCGAUGAAAACCAUGUUCAUGUUUUUGUAUGGUUUGUGUGAAACUCUAACUGCCCAUCAGCAUCGCUUCUCUCUCUGCUCACAAGGUAUUUGGACAAUACUUUUGUUGGUAGGUUAGUUGUAUUUGUUAGAAAAAGCUUAGGCUACUUAUAUAUUUUAGGGGCUUAAUUUCUUGUUAUGCUCACUCCUUUGCAUUCAUUCAGCAUUUGUAAUUUAAACCAACUAGAAAAUGUUAAAAAAAUGUGCACCUUUAUAGUAUCAUUGUAACACAUCGAAUCUUUUUAUUUAUGUCUACUUGCUGCCAGUGUGUUGUCAAAUGUUAUUUAUUAUGAAUAAAACUAUUUGUACUAACAAAUUUUACUAAUUUAUUUGUAUAGUUGGCAUUGUGUGAUUGGAUUA
Messenger RNA from Mangifera indica (mango), 2660 nucleotides. Its product is annotated as adagio protein 1-like. Gene Ontology annotation, biological process: response to blue light; circadian rhythm. Gene Ontology annotation, molecular function: protein binding. Gene Ontology annotation, cellular component: nucleus; SCF ubiquitin ligase complex; cytosol. NCBI's taxonomy places the organism in Eukaryota, Viridiplantae, Streptophyta, Magnoliopsida, Sapindales, Anacardiaceae. The record is from RefSeq and is a predicted model, not a curated record. Bases 189 to 2045 code for a protein of 618 amino acids. The transcript has 2 exons.